AUGCCGGUGCAAAAUGGCAACUACGAGCUUGGUCUCGGUGGCAGCUUCCUUCAAGAUCUUCCCUCUUCGAUCAAACGAUAUACAUACCGCGGGGAAUCAGACUUCUUUGACAUCUUGGAAUCCGAAACCGCUCGUUUCGAAGCCUCCCCCUACGCAAGCGAAUUCCUCCUCUUUCAUGUAAGCCAAGAGACUAUCGAUACCCUUAUCGAAAACGAAGAUACUUCUCCUAUCGCUAAAUACCUUACUUCAUUUGACACCAAAGAGCAGCUUUUAUUGGUCAGGAUGCCGUCAACUACACACGGUGGAGCGUCCGCCGCUAUGAACAAUAUGAUCAUGGAGGCUAUACAACCGAUGGGGUUGUUCACUUCCCUCAGAGGGUAUACAGGUGUAGAUGUCAGAGGAGCGUCCCGAGGAAAGCAGGCAGACUAUUCCUGGGGACCAAGAAGGACCGCUCGUGGGAUAUCUCGUUCACCAUCCGUUACUCUCGAAGUAGCGUACUCGGAAAAUGACGUCAAACUAAACUCCGAUGUGCGCUUCUGGCUUAAUCCUGACGAUGGAAAAGCAAAAGUAUGCUUGACACUUCGAAUUGGUCGAUCUCAGCCAGAAAUCCGGAUUGAGAAGUGGGAGGCUCAGAACGACCGCAUCCAUCGCUCCCAAGUUAUCUGGAUUACCAAGAGUGGAAACCAGAUAAACGUCAGUCACCAUCCUCUUGUCAUCUCGUUUGAAAGUCUGUUCUGUCGCCCGUCAUCCUGUCCACGGGAGAAAGAUUUGAAAUUCUCACAGCAACAGCUGAAGGAGCUCGCGGAGAUGAUUUGGGAAGACCAAUGCUGGUGA
Molecule: messenger RNA, 834 nt
Organism: Penicillium soppii
Lineage: Eukaryota; Fungi; Ascomycota; Eurotiomycetes; Eurotiales; Aspergillaceae
Exons: 1
Coding region: 1-834 (277 amino acids)
Source: RefSeq, a predicted model, not a curated record